AUGGAGAAGGCCAACACAUUGGUUCUCUUCCCGCUCGGUCAAAUGGGUCAUUUAGUUCCAAUGAUUGAGCUUGCAAAGCGCCUCCAUCACCACGGCCUCACGGUCCAUGUCCUCCUCCUAGAACUACCCUUCAUCAAUAAUGAUCCCAUCAACUCCUACAUCUCCAAUGUCAAAGCCUCCCACCCCACCAUCUCCUUCCAUCAACUCCCCACCAUAACCCUACCCUUCCAUUCCCCCAACCCAUUCGCCAACCUCAUAGAAACUCUCAACCUUUCCAAGCCCUACCUUUUUCGAUAUCUCCACCUCUCCUCCUCAUUCAUUCGCGCCCUCAUCCUAGACGUCUUUAGCGGACCAAUCACGUGUAAUAUCGUAGAAGAGCUCCGAUUCCCCAUAUACAUUUUUUGUCCAAUCAGUGCCUCCACGCUCUCAGCUUUGCUCUACAUCCCCACCCUCCUCUCCCAAACUAACACCAACUUCAACGAAUGUGUUGAUGCCCCACUCCACUUCCCGGGCCUCUCAUAUCCCAUCUCGGCUUCUUACAUUCCAAGUUUCUUACUUGACCGGCCCAUAACAGGAAGCGGGUUAAACGGUGAGCCACGUCACGAGAGCUUGGUUUGGCUAGAUGAGCAACCAAGUGAACCAAGAGGGAGUGUGGUGCUUCUUAGCUUUGGAAGCUUGGGGACCUUUUCGAAGUCCCAACUUAAGGAGAUUGCAAUUGGGCUUGAGUGCAGCAGGCAAAGAUUUUUGUGGAUUGUGAGGGGCCCACCCCAGAUCUUAAGAAAGACAUUGAUGCCUGAUAGGUGUGAGGAGAGAACAAGGGAGAGGGGAAUUUUGGUGAGGUCAUGGGCUCCGCAGGUUGAACUGUUAGAGCAUGAAGCAGUUGGUGGGUUCGUGACUCACUGUGGGUGGAACUCUGUGUUGGAGGCCUUGGUGGCUGGGGUGGCGAUGAUUGCCUGGCCGCUUUAUGCGGAGCAAAAGAUGAAUAAAUUAUUUAUUGUCGAAGAAGGAGAGCUCGCGAUUAAUAUGCAAGGAGAUGAAAAUGGGUUCGUGGUGGCCAAGGAGGUGGAGAAGAGGGUAAGGUGGCUGAUGGAUACACAAGGUGGAGAGAGCUGA
Phalaenopsis equestris is the source of this 1113-nucleotide messenger RNA. Its product is annotated as anthocyanidin 5,3-O-glucosyltransferase-like. Gene Ontology annotation, molecular function: UDP-glycosyltransferase activity. The transcript has 3 exons. The coding region runs from base 1 to 1113 and encodes 370 amino acids. NCBI's taxonomy places the organism in Eukaryota, Viridiplantae, Streptophyta, Magnoliopsida, Asparagales, Orchidaceae. The record is from RefSeq and is a predicted model, not a curated record.